AUGGACACAGACACAGGCAUGCACAACAACCAGCACAAAACCAACAGUUCAAAAUCCAGCACCACAACAACAACCAAAACCAACAGUUCAAAACCCUGCCAGCAACCAACAGUUCAAAAUCCAGCACCUGCACCACAACCAAAACCAGCACAACACCACAAACAGAGCAAGGACAUAAAAGAAGUAGAGAACAAGGAAACCAAGAAUUCUUAA
Messenger RNA from Trichomonas vaginalis G3, 213 nucleotides. RefSeq names its product protein of unknown function, DUF4106 family. The transcript has a single exon. The coding region runs from base 1 to 213 and encodes 70 amino acids. Lineage: Eukaryota; Parabasalia; Trichomonadida; Trichomonadidae. The record is from RefSeq and is a predicted model, not a curated record.